CAGCCAUGGAAGAGUUAAUAGUUGAGCUGCGCCUGUUUCUUGAACUUCUGGACCAUGAAUAUCUAACUUCCACUGUCAGGGAGAAGAAGGCAGUAAUAACUAACAUUCUCCUGAGGAUACAGUCAUCAAAAGGUUUUGAAAUAAAAGAACAUGUACAGAAGCAAGAAGUUGCCAACAGUCUGCCAGCACCUCCUCAAAUGCCUCUGCCGGAAAUACCUCAGCAGUGGCUGCCACCAGAUAAUGGGCCUCCACCAUUACCAACAUCUUCCCUUCCUGAAGGCUAUUAUGAAGAGGCAGUGCCACUUAGUCCUGGGAAGGCUCCGGAGUACAUUACUUCCAAUUAUGACUCAGAUGCUAUGAGCAGCUCAUAUGAAUCCUAUGAUGAAGAAGAGGAGGAUGGAAAGGGGAAGAAAAUGAGACAUCAGUGGCCUUCCGAGGAGGCAUCUAUGGAUCUGGUGAAGGAUGCCAAAAUCUGUGCCUUCCUCCUUAGAAAGAAACGAUUUGGGCAAUGGACCAAACUACUGUGUGUUAUCAAAGAAAACAAACUACUGUGUUACAAAAGUUCCAAGGACCAGCAGCCACAGAUGGAGCUUCUCCUGAAUGACUGCAGUAUCACAUACAUUCCCAAAGACAGCAAAAAGAAGAAGCAUGAGCUGAAAAUCUCUCACCAAGGAGCGGAUGCCCUCGUCCUGGCAGUUCAGAGCAAAGAGCAGGCAGAACAGUGGCUAAAGGUUAUAAAAGAUGUGUGCAGCAACUGUACGGGAGCAGUAGACUCCGAUGGGCCAUUAUCUAGCUCUCCAGUGCACAAGACAGAGCUGGAAAAGAAGUUGUCAUCUGAGAGGCCAAGCUCAGAUGGGGAAGGUGCUGUGGAAAAUGGCAUCACUACUGUGUGCAAUGGAAAAGAACAAGUGAAGAGGAAAAAAAGUUCAAAAUCCGAAGCCAAGGGCACUGUGACUAAAGUAACAGGGAAAAAAAUAACGAAGAUCAUUGGUUUAGGAAAGAAAAAGCCAUCAACAGAUGAACAGACCUCAUCAGCUGAAGAAGAUGUUCCAACAUGUGGAUAUCUCAAUGUGCUUUCAAAUAACCGUUGGCGUGAGCGCUGGUGCAGAGUGAAAGAUAAUAAACUCAUUUUCCACAAGGACAGGACAGAUCUGAAGACGCACAUCGUUUCUAUCCCUCUCCGUGGCUGUGAAGUCAUCCCGGGACUGGAUUCGAAGCAUCCCCUGACCUUCCGCUUACUCCGAAAUGGGCAGGAGGUCGCUGUGCUCGAGGCAUCAUCCUCCGAAGACAUGGGGAGAUGGAUAGGAAUUUUGCUGGCCGAAACAGGGUCUUCAACAGACCCUGGAGCUCUGCACUAUGACUACAUCGAUGUGGAAAUGACAGCAAGCGUCAUCCAGGCUGCCAAACAGACCUUCUGUUUUAUGAACAGGCGAGUUAUAUCUACAAAUCCGUAUCGGGGAAGCACUGCCAAUGGCUACGCCUGUCCGAGUGGAAUGGCACUUCAUUACGAUGAUGUUCCCUGCAUAAAUGGCUCGUGGGAACCAGAAGAUGGCUUUCCUUCUUCUCGUAGCAGGAACAUUGGAGAAGAAAUGCUUUAUGAUAACGCAGGCCUGUACGAUAACUUGCCGUCUCCAAAAAUCUUUGCGCGCUAUCCACCAGCUGACAGAAAACCCAAUAGGUUAUCUACUGACAAACUCUCCUCUAACCAUUACAAAUACCCUGUCUCAUCCAAUCUGUCUUCUGCUCAGUCUGUCACUAAUACCUCUGCUGUGGGGAGGGGAUCUGGCUCGCAGUUUAAAGGGAAGAAGCCUCCUGCGACUGCUAAUGGGAUCACCGGAAAAGGGAGAACUUUAAAUAACCAGCCAAAGAAAUCUGAAUCGGUGUCAUGUGUGAAACGCACUGCAUCCAAUGCAGAGCAGUACAAAUAUGGUAAAAACCGUGUGGAGGCAGAUGCAAAGAGGUUACAAAGCAAAGAGGAGGAGCUGCUAAAGAAGAAAGAAGCACUCCGGAAUAGGCUGGCACAGCUCCGAAAAGAAAGAAAAGAUCUACGUGCUGCCAUUGAAGUCAAUGCUGGCAGGAAAACCCAAGUGAUUCUUGAAGACAAAUUAAAGAAGUUGGAAGAGGAGUGUAAGCAGAAGGAGGCUGAGCGUGUAAACCUGGAGCUGGAAUUGACUGAGGUGAAGGAGAGCCUUAAGAAAGCCUUGGCUGGUGGCAUCACGCUGGGCUUGGCUAUUGAGCCCAAGUCAGGAACAUCAAGCCCACAGUCUCCAAUUUUCAAGCACCGAACUUUGGAAAACUCUCCAAUCUCCAGUUGUGAUACCAGUGAUACUGAAUGCUCAAUACCUGUGAACAGCGCAGCAGCUCUGAAGCGACCUCCCUCGUCAAAUAAUUCUCCGUGUCGAGGCCACGUCCUUCGAAAAGCAAAGGAAUGGGAGAUGAAAAAUGGAACAUAAAUAUAGCAAAACCACUCACUUUCCAUAAAGGCCUUACCUAUUAUGGACCAAGACAUAGGCUGCAAAAGACUCAUCUGAAAGGUGGUAUCAGGCGAUACAACAUAAGAGGUUUUAUAAUUCUGUUAAGUUAAUGGUAGCUUGGCGCUAAUUUGCGUGUAUUCCCUCUACUGUAUUGCUGUGUAACUACGUGUGCCCCUUUUUUUUAGCUGUAACUCUUUGUUUCCAACUUCACUGGUAAAGAAAAUGAAAACCAAAAAAACCAAACCAACCAUAGUAAUUAAAAAGGAGCAUAAAGUUGCAGUUGAAAGUUUACUUCGCUGAAACAGCAUAGACCACCAACGUUACUCAUAUCACAUCAGAUGGCCCGAACACCACUGAAGACUGGUGCGUUAAGACCGAUAAGAAGUAUUCUUCCAGGUUAAAAUGGACUUUGUGAGCUCUGCCACAGAGGUGGCUGAGUGAAGU
Pterocles gutturalis (yellow-throated sandgrouse) is the source of this 2918-nucleotide messenger RNA. RefSeq names its product actin filament associated protein 1 (gene AFAP1). Gene Ontology annotation, cellular component: cytosol. Gene Ontology annotation, molecular function: SH2 domain binding; SH3 domain binding. The record is from RefSeq and is a predicted model, not a curated record. The transcript has 17 exons. The coding region runs from base 6 to 2453 and encodes 815 amino acids. Lineage: Eukaryota; Metazoa; Chordata; Aves; Pterocliformes; Pteroclidae.